CUGAUUGGCUGAGGGACCUGAGGCGACAGAUUCCGGAAAGGGGGAAAAAGCAGCGGACAUGGCGGCGGAGCGCGGCGCGGGUCAGCAACUGUCGCAGGAGAUGAUGGAGGUUGACAGGCGGGUCGAGUCUGAAGAAUCGGGCGACGAAGAAGGGAAGAAGCAGAGCAGCGGCAUAGUGGCAGACCUCAGCGAGCACAGCCUGAAGGAUGGACAGGAGCGGGGGGAAGAGGACCCGGAAGGACAAGAGCUGCCUGUGGACAUGGAAACCAUCCAACUGGACAAAGAUGCUGAGGACGUCGACCUGAAUCACUACCGCAUCGGGAAAAUUGAAGGCUUCGAGGUUCUGAAGAAGGUGAAGACGCUCUGUCUCCGUCAAAACCUAAUCAAGUGCAUCGAGAACCUGGAAGAGCUGCAGAGUCUGCGAGAGCUGGACCUCUACGACAACCAGAUCAGGAAGAUCGAGAACCUGGACACGCUGACGGAGCUGGAGAUUCUAGAUGUUUCUUUUAAUCUCCUGAGAAACAUUGAAGGGGUUGACAAGCUGACGGAACUGAAAAAACUCUUCUUGGUCAACAACAAAAUCAGUAAAAUUGAGAACCUGAGCAGCUUACAUCAGCUGCAGAUGCUGGAGCUGGGGUCCAACCGCAUCCGGGCCAUUGAAAACAUCGACACCUUAACCAGUUUGGAGAGCUUGUUUCUGGGGAAAAACAAGAUCACUAAACUUCAGAACCUGGACGCACUCUCCAACCUGAGGGUCCUCAGUGUGCAGAGCAACCGGCUGACCAAGAUCGAGGGCCUGCAGAGCCUGGUGAACUUGCGGGAACUGUACCUCAGCCACAACGGCAUCGAGGUCAUCGAGGGCCUGGAGAACAACAACAAACUCACAAUGUUGGACAUUGCGGCAAACAGAAUCAAAAAGAUCGAAAAUAUCAGCCAUCUAACAGAGCUGCAGGAAUUCUGGAUGAAUGACAACCUCCUCGAGAGUUGGAGUGACCUGGACGAGCUGAAGGGCGCCAAGAGCCUGGAGACCGUGUACCUGGAGCGGAACCCGCUGCAGAAGGACCCGCAGUACCGGCGGAAGGUGAUGCUGGCGCUGCCCAGCGUGCGGCAGAUCGACGCCACCUUCGUCAGGUUCUGACCCUCGCGCUCUCGCCUGCCCCCCUCUCUCCGAAAGAACUUCCUGGUGUGGUUGUCAGUCCACCUGUUGCUCCUGAAGUCAUCACUAUACCAACGGUCACAACCCAAUGGCAAUAAAAAGGCACUGAGUGAUCCCUGCCGUGUGUACCGCCGCUCACCACUGAGAGGCGCUGCUGUUACCAGCCCCACUCGGUCCCGCUGCUCUGUGUUCCCGGAGGAGGGAGGUGGCCCCCGGCCCCGCGGGCUCAGGGAGCCCGUUCCAGGUCCAUCCCAGCAGCCUGGAGCCUGUCGGCCCACAGCUUCCUAGUCUUUUAGACCCGUCAGUGCCAGUAUUUGCAGACGACACACAUUAAAAAGCAAAGCCGUGGGUGGGGGGGCUCAGCCCGCCACGCCAGGACCCUCAGCUCGGUGCGCAGGCCCUGUCCCCUGCCGCCCCCCCAUGGCCCCCUGAGGUCCCGUUGCCACUGGCAGAAGGUGACCCCACCCGAGACUUUCUGCAGAGUCGACCUCUGACCACCUGCCACACUGCCUCCGCUCCGACCCCGCCAUUGUGUUGGCUCUUGUUUUAUAAAGUUUGCCUCGAUGGUCCAGGGGUCCGACUUCCGUCUACAUGGACCUUGUCAUCCUCUGCCGUCCUCGGGGGCCCGUCUGCCCCCCACACUACAGCGCUGCCCUGUCCAGUGUGGGGGCCCCGUGCUGCCCACCGUGGUUGGUUCCAUUCACAUUUAACUUUGUCAAAAUAAAGUCAAGUUAAACAUGCA
Messenger RNA from Artibeus jamaicensis (Jamaican fruit-eating bat), 1898 nucleotides. It is a transcript of the gene PPP1R7, whose product is annotated as protein phosphatase 1 regulatory subunit 7. The transcript is spliced from 10 exons. Lineage: Eukaryota; Metazoa; Chordata; Mammalia; Chiroptera; Phyllostomidae. Gene Ontology annotation, molecular function: protein binding. Bases 59 to 1138 code for a protein of 359 amino acids. The record is from RefSeq and is a predicted model, not a curated record.